GUUGAUUGUACGGUAUUUGGCACCCUUGCCACAACACUGUACCAUCCUGCUGCCACUUAUGCCAAAGAUUUGCUCAAAGAGGAAUAUCCAACCCUCGUCGCUUAUUUGGAUCGAAUCAGAGAUCAGGUCUUCGGUGAAGAAUUUGAAAAGCACUGAACUUCGUUCUGCCCACAGCGUAUAA
This is a messenger RNA of Haemonchus placei, 181 nucleotides long. The record is from the annotation of a GenBank genome assembly. Lineage: Eukaryota; Metazoa; Nematoda; Chromadorea; Rhabditida; Trichostrongylidae.